Molecule: messenger RNA, 1154 nt
Organism: Nymphaea colorata (pocket water lily)
Lineage: Eukaryota; Viridiplantae; Streptophyta; Magnoliopsida; Nymphaeales; Nymphaeaceae
Product: disease resistance protein L6-like
Exons: 2
Coding region: 52-675 (207 amino acids)
Biological process (GO): defense response
Source: RefSeq, a predicted model, not a curated record
UGAAUCUUUCUCCUUCCACACUUGAUUUCUAUCCUCAUAGUUGAAUACGCAAUGCUCAUGUGGGAAGGUUCCAAACUUUACCCACCUGUUGCAAUUGCAGAGUUGGAGCAUAAAUUCCUAAUCAGCAUAGAUGACGAGCAUGGCACAUUUGAAAUGCAUGAUCAAAUACGAGACAUGGGAAGAAAUAUUGUCCAACAGCAGACGCCAGUAGCAAGCAGGUUUUGGGAAAAUAACAAAACAUUACAAAUGCUACAACGAAGAAAGGGAACAAAGAAGGUUGAAGCCAUUAUUUUCCACCGUCACGACGGGCAGCAUAAUAUUCCACCUUUGAACACGAUGUCUUUUAGAAACAUGGAUGAGCUGAGAAUACUUGAUACAAGCUGCAUCAGGAUGGAGGGCUCGUAUCAAUAUCUAUCCAAAUUGUUGAAGUUCCUGAGGUGGUGGCAGUGUCCAUUGAAAUCAUUGCCGAUCAUCGACUUCGAUGUCAUGAACAUUGUAGUGCUCGACCUGACAGAGAGCAUCAUAGAGGAGUUUCUAGGUCCAAGUGUGACUAACACGUGGUUUUUUUGUCUCCUUCACUCCCAAGAGGCGAACUACUCGCAGACGUUCAGCCAAUUGAAAGUCCUUAUUCUCAAGAAUUGCAAGAACCUCAAGAGCACCCUCGAUUUAGGCUGAUUCCAAACACAACCAAAUUGGUAUUUGAAGGGUGCACCAAGUUCACGAAUCGAUCGGUGAUCUCCAAAGCUUGGUGUGCUUGAACUUGGGAGACUGUCAUUCUCUAAAGAAAAUACCUGAUAGCAUCUGUCGGCUAAGUUCUUUGGAGAAGCUCGUCCUGAGGGGGUGUUGGUCACUAGGGGAACUCCCAAAAGAGAUUGGUAGGUUGACAUCUUUAAAGGUGCUCCAAUUAGGCCGAGGGUAUAUGCAAAGACUUCCGGAGUCUGUUGGCCGGUUGACAAACCUGCAGGAGAUGGAAGUCAUCUUUUGCACGGACUUGAAGACCAUCCCAGACAUUUCAAAGUUGCAAGCCCUGCGACGUUUACGCCUGAGCGGAUGCUUCCUGCUGAUGGAUGUUCCUGGCCUUAGCAAACUGAGAUGCCUAGAGUCCCUGCUACUCGACGGCCUUAGCAAACUCGUUUUCAUAUACUUCUUGUCGG